CUCUACUCUAUCUCUGCCCUCCCUCCCCCUCUUUUUCCCUCCCUCCAUCAUUCCCUCCCUCUUGUUCUUUCAGUCUGAAAUUAAUACAGGGAAGGCACAUUUAAAGCUGCUCCUGGUUGCCUCUCCUCUCCUUUUUCUCUCUUUCUGUCUCUUCCCCUAUUCCUGAAAUAUCUUCCUACUCCCUCUGUCUUUCUUUCCAUCCCUCCCAGUCUGUCUCUAUUAUUCUUCAUUAUCUUUCUGGGAUUUUUUUCCCCUGUGGUAGAAAAGACGCAGCGAACCCUCCAGGAGGGGCAGAGAGGACUAAGCAAAUAAUAGAUCCAGAAGGGGCAAGUACAACAUAUCUCUUCAGAGCCUUUCGCUUCCUAACAGGCAUCCUUAAAUCAAGACUGAAGCACUCUGUUCCUUCCUGUAGCCAAGAACUACUGCAGAGCCCGGAUCCCAUGCAGACAUGGCUGUAACCUGCACGCGUUUUACAGAUGAAUACCAGCUGUAUGAAGAGAUUGGCAAGGGAGCAUUCUCUGUGGUCAGACGCUGCGUGAAGCUCUGCACAGGGCACGAAUAUGCAGCCAAGAUUAUAAACACCAAGAAAUUGUCUGCACGAGAUCAUCAGAAACUUGAGCGUGAGGCCCGAAUCUGCCGUCUACUAAAGCAUCCAAACAUUGUUCGGCUCCAUGACAGUAUAUCAGAGGAAGGAUUUCACUAUCUCAUCUUUGACCUGGUCACAGGUGGGGAGCUGUUUGAAGAUAUUGUGGCGAGAGAGUAUUACAGUGAAGCUGAUGCAAGUCACUGUCUCCAUCAGAUAUUAGAAAGUGUUUGUUUCACACACUCCUGUGACAUUGUGCACAGGGACCUGAAGCCUGAGAACCUCCUACUUGCCAGCAAGUGUAAAGGAGCUGCUGUUAAACUGGCGGACUUUGGCCUGGCCAUAGAGGUGCAAGGAGAGCAACAAGCAUGGUUUGGUUUUGCUGGAACCCCAGGGUACUUAUCUCCAGAAGUUCUCCGGAAGGAGGCAUAUGGAAAACCGGUGGAUAUUUGGGCUUGUGGUGUUAUUCUUUAUAUCCUGUUGGUUGGAUACCCACCUUUUUGGGAUGAAGAUCAACACAAGCUGUACCAGCAGAUCAAGGCUGGAGCAUAUGAUUUCCCAUCUCCUGAGUGGGACACAGUGACCCCUGAAGCCAAAAACCUUAUUAACCAGAUGUUGACCAUCAAUCCAGCGAAACGUAUUACAGCGCACGAAGCUCUUAAACAUCCAUGGGUCUGCCAACGUUCAACUGUCGCUUCCAUGAUGCACAGACAGGAGACAGUGGAGUGUCUUAAGAAAUUCAAUGCACGUCGAAAGCUGAAGGGGGCGAUUCUGACUACAAUGCUGGCAACAAGAAACUUUUCUGUGGGCAGACAGACCACAGCUCCUGCCACAAUCACCACUGCGGCCACUAGUACAGCCUUGGGGUUGGUGGAACAAGCAGCCAAGAGUUUGUUGAACAAGAAAACAGAUGUUGGAAAGCCUCAAACAAACAGUACCAAGAACAGCGCUGGAGUCACCAGUCCGAAGGGACCCAUUCCUCCAGCAGCACUGGAACCUCAAACCACAGUAAUUCAUAACCUGGUGGACGGGAUAAAGGAAUCUUCAGACAGUACACACACAAACCCCGAAGAUGAAGAAAUGAAAGUGCUGAAGUUCUCAGACAUUUUAAGCUCAGUGAGAAGGGGAUCGGGGGCCCUGGAAGCUGAGGGACCACAACCAGCGGUCGCUCAGCAGCCCCUCUCCCCAUCUUUUCCCCACUCACCUCUUGCACAGCCUGCUAGAUUUACAGAUAUAUUUAACACAGUCAGACGAGGCUCAGAAGCAGAGGGGGUGCAGUAUUCGAACACGCAGCAUCGGCUUUCCCAGCCCCACCUUAACUCUCCGUUUGUACAGCCUCGGAAACAAGAAAUCAUUAAGAUCACAGAGCAGCUUAUAGAAGCUGUGAAUAAUGGUGAUUUCGAGGCAUAUGCGAAGAUCUGCGACCCUGGACUGACCACAUUUGAGCCGGAAGCUCUGGGUAACCUGGUGGAGGGGAUAGAUUUUCACCGUUUUUACUUCGAGAACUUGCUGUCCAAGAACAACAAGCCAAUCCACACAACCAUCCUGAAUCCUCACGUCCAUGUGGUGGGAGAGGAUGCUGCCUGCAUUGCUUACAUCCGCCUGACACAAUACAUUGAUACACAGGGCCGGCCUCGCACAAGCCAAUCCGAGGAGACCCGUGUCUGGCAUCGCCGUGAUGGCAAGUGGCAGAAUGUGCACUUCCAUUGCUCAGGGGCCCCAGUGGCACCCCUGCAGUGACGGUUCCAGUAAUGCCCUCCUGGCUUCACCAGAAAAGAGGAUGUGCCAGAAACUUUUGGCUCCGCCGCUCAGAGAGUUCCAGCGGCGAGGAAAAGCACGUGACCGCAUGCUUGUGCCGUUCCCUCCCAUCCCUCCUCCCCCUCAACCCCUCCAAAUGCCAGACUUCUACUCUUCCAUCCUUUAAUGCCCCAAAAUGACCACCACUCCAGAUACCCACUACCUGGACUCAUGGAGACUGAUGUGCCACAAGAAGACAAGGAAAGGUCAUGGGAAUAAACCUCAUGCUCUUGUUUUCCCUCUGACCUUUAAACCUUUCAUCCUUCUAAAGAUCUGGAGGAGGUGGCUCAAACCUGUAUUGACCGUUUCAUUAAUGCAGGGUGGGGGUAGGGGAACAUCUGUUGACUUCUGCAGAAAAUUGUUAACCUGUAGCCUCCUUACCCCACUUUUUUUUUUUUAUUUGGGGAGUGGGGGUCGAGGGAUUGUCUGAAAUCUUGAGGGGCUGGGGGGAGAGAAGCGUGACCUUCCCGUGGAGCCGUUCCUUCCUGUGUGUUUGCGCGUCCAACGUGAAAUGAGUCGUCCAAACAGAACAACCAUAAACAAAAUAAAAAAGAUUUAAAAAAAAAAUACAAACAAAAAGUUUUUUUAAAAAAGACAAAAAAAAAUAUUUUUUAUUUAAUUUUCUGCAAAGCAGUUCUCACAGGGACCCCCUGCUGCCACUUCUUUAUGUUGUUUUAUUUUGUUUCAGGAAUGCAAAAAAAAAUAUUGAAAAAAAAAGAGAAAAUAACAUAUAAAAAAAAUUAUCCAGUCCCCUAUCCCUGCACUCCGUAAAUGAUAGUACAACCCAUUGUCUGUUGUGGGAGAGCCAGUCCGAUCGCAUGGCCGGCGCAUUUUAUGGAGUGUGCUUAAUGUUUGUCAGUUCUCAGCCAGUGCGUUUCUCCUCUGACAUGCAGGGUCUGCACAUAAGUUUUACAAUGUCCUUGUUAACACAGGUAAAUAGCAAACACAGGGGCUCCCCACGCCCCUUUAAAAUCCACCAUUCUUUGGGUU
This is a messenger RNA of Pelobates fuscus (common spadefoot toad), 3370 nucleotides long. RefSeq names its product calcium/calmodulin dependent protein kinase II beta (gene CAMK2B). Gene Ontology annotation, molecular function: ATP binding; calcium/calmodulin-dependent protein kinase activity; calmodulin binding. The transcript is spliced from 23 exons. NCBI's taxonomy places the organism in Eukaryota, Metazoa, Chordata, Amphibia, Anura, Pelobatidae. Gene Ontology annotation, biological process: protein phosphorylation. The record is from RefSeq and is a predicted model, not a curated record. Bases 449 to 2323 code for a protein of 624 amino acids.